Messenger RNA from Carcharodon carcharias (great white shark), 5900 nucleotides. It is a transcript of the gene mbnl1, whose product is annotated as muscleblind-like splicing regulator 1. Lineage: Eukaryota; Metazoa; Chordata; Chondrichthyes; Lamniformes; Lamnidae. The transcript is spliced from 14 exons. Gene Ontology annotation, molecular function: metal ion binding. The record is from RefSeq and is a predicted model, not a curated record. Bases 1629 to 2915 code for a protein of 428 amino acids.
GACCCCAGACUUUUCUGUUCUUGUGCGUGUAACGUGUGUGCAUGUGUAUGGACAAAACUGCUGCAUUUUAGAAAAAGGGAGAGAUAGAAACAUCUAGAAGACACUCAAGUGUUUUCCACUUCAUGCUGCAGAAUUAGCAGGUACAACCCAGUGCUUCCUGAUAGAGUUUGUGCAGCUCUGGGGAGGGGGGAGGGGCGUUGCAGGCAGAUAGCACCACACGGACAGAGCAGAGUGAAAGUGUUUCCACCCAUCUACACUCAACGGCCCUUUUGCAAGCUGCAGCUCAGCAAGUCCUGCCGGCUGUCAUGUUCCUCUAACAAGAGGAGGGGAGGCGGUGUGCACAAGUUAACACGUCUUUGGCUUCUUCAGAACAGAGAAAAAAAAAAUUAAGAUGAAUCCCACAAUGCCUUGAGCGUUCCGUCCUCCGUUCGAGUGCAUCGGGGACAAAAAAAUGUGAGGAGCCAUGAUUGUGGAUUGUAACGUGCGUUUAAAAAAAAAAUCGCAUGAAGGAUCGGAGCCUCCUUUCUCCAUGUGUGUUUAUUUUUUGAUUUUAUUUCUUGGAUUUUGAAAGAGCGAAGGAAUUUGCCAAGGUUGGUACUGAGAAGUGCCUUUCCUGGAAUCUCUGCUGCUUGGAACAGCUUCUAGAGCAGUCUCUGCUUUUUUUUGCCUUGCUUGCUACCAGCUAGACUGCAAGAACUGCACAUCCAACCCCUUCGGCUUUAGUACAAUCGCCCGUCCCCCCCUUCCUCCUUUUCCCCUUUGCCCCCCACCCCCUCCCUUUCAUUCCCACCUAGAUCUGAAAGAAAGAGAGAGAGAGAGAGAGAGGGGAGAGAGAGGGAGAGAGAAAGAGGGACAGAGAGAGAGAGAAAAAAAACCCAAACUUUUCGCAGUAUAUCAGCCUGGCAUUGCUGUCUUGCUAUUUCACUGUAACGAACAAAGAAUUUUAAUAUAACAACAAAAAAUAAAUCGACUCUGCUGAAAAGAUAGCCUUCUGCCUGAAACAAUCAAGGAAAUUAAAACAAUAUAAAAGGAACCGUUGAUCACUUUAAAUUGCUGCAAGCAGCAGGGCAGACUUGAUCAAUAUUGAUUACAAACCAUUGAAACCGUUUGCCAAAUCAGCUGGCUGGAUGUUGCCUUUCAAAUAACUGUACUGGAAACAACUGGGAUACUCACUGUCAGCAAAGGAAUUGCCCCAUUUCUAAACUUCAAAACGGGCUCCAUGUUGGCAACACAGAAUGGGUCACUGAGAGUACAAAUCUUGUCCCGAGUCUGACAUACAGCUCCUUGCCGGUGAUAGCACUGUUGCUUUUCCAACCAAAAUAUAUAUAUAUAAAAAAAAGAAGAAAGCUCUUUUUCUUUCUGAAAUUCUUUUUUUUUUUAAAAAAAAGAAUCCUCGCCAAUCUCAUGCCAGGGGUUUUCUCUGAAAGGAGACUUCCUCGUGGUGAUCUUUCUGUCGAAAAAGCCUCGAGCCCGCUCAAAACGAGAAAAAAACAAAGGGUGUCUUCCCCUUCCCCCCCCCCCCCAAAAAAACGUCAAGUCUUUUUUAACCGACCUUCAUCGCACUGCAGUCAACGUGUUUAUCUCCACACUGGUCCGGACUAUCUCACCUGCCUGUUAACUCAAAAAACAUGGCCGUUAGCGUGACACAGAUACGGGACACAAAAUGGCUGACAUUGGAAGUGUGCAGAGAAUUUCAAAGAGGGACUUGCUCGCGACCGGACACGGAAUGUAAAUUUGCACACCCUUCCAAAAGUUGCCAAGUCGAAAAUGGACGUGUCAUCGCCUGCUUUGAUUCUCUGAAAGGUCGCUGCUCCAGAGAAAACUGCAAGUACCUUCACCCUCCACCCCACUUAAAAACACAGCUGGAGAUAAAUGGACGCAAUAACCUGAUACAGCAGAAAAACAUGGCCAUGCUGGCCCAGCAGAUGCAGUUAGCUAACGCCAUGAUGCCUGGGACCCCGCUGCAACCUGUGAUGACCGAUGGUGGACAGCGAGGGUGGUGGUUUAACGAGCCAAUGUUCUCCGUCACACCAGGCCUAGCGACUAAUCCCAACGCAGCCUUCAACCCCUACCUGGGACCUGUCUCCCCAAACUUGGUACCCGCUGAGAUUCUACCUAGUGCGCCGAUGCUAGUAACGGGGAAUCACGCUGUUCCAGUCCACACUGCAGCUGCCGCACAGAAGCUGAUGCGAACUGACCGUCUGGAGGUGUGUAGGGAGUUCCAACGUGGAAACUGUACCAGGGGCGAGAACGACUGUCGCUUUGCUCACCCAGCGGAUAUCGCGAUGGUGGACACCAACGACAACACGGUCACCGUGUGCAUGGAUUACAUCAAGGGCCGCUGCUCCCGGGAAAAGUGCAAGUACUUCCACCCCCCUGCCCACCUGCAGGCCAAGAUAAAGGCUGCGCAGCACCAAGUGAAUCAGGCAGCAGCUGCUCAGGCCGCUGCCACUGCAGCCGCCAUGACUCAGUCGGCUGUCAAAUCACUGAAGCGACCCCUCGAGGCAACCUUUGACCUGGGCCUUCCUCCUGGUGUCCUCCCCCCCUUACCAAAGAGACCUGCACUAGAAAAAGCCAACGGUGCCACGACUGUCUUUAACGCUGGUGUUUUCCAAUAUCAACAGGCCCUUGCAAACAUGCAACUACAUCAACAAACGGCCUUCAUCCCACCAGGCUCAAUAUUGUGCAUGACACCCGCUACAAGUGUUGUACCCAUGAUGCACGGUGCUAAUCCUGCAGCCGUAUCCGCGGCAACGACAUCUGCCACAAGUGUUCCCUUUGCAGCUACAGCCACCGCCAACCAGUUCCAAUGUUAUCUGAAGGAUGCUUAUCAUUUCCUGCAGCCUCCUUGCUCCGCGAUGCCCAUAAUAUCUGUAGAUCAUCUGACUAGCCAUAAGUACGUUACUCCGAUGUAGAAUAUCUCCGGGUCGAACAAUCAGCGUGAAGAGAUGACAGUGUGCCGGAACACCAUUACAGGGCAAGGGUCAACAGCCAUUCUGUAAAUACCACCAUCUUAUACCCAACCCCUCCCUCACCUCCCUCAGCCGGAAGCCUUUCCACCUUUUGCAUGCUCAUGAAACGGAAGUAUGGUUAUCCGGAAGGAAGCAUUGAAAAGAACGCUGCACACUGAGAUUUGCGUAGCCUGUAUGUUCCACCGAGAGUAAAGCUGAGGGAAAGUGACCUAUGGUCCAGAGUGCAACAUCGUCUGCCUUUACUCAGUACUGUGUUAUGCAUAGGUUCCGAGAUAUAUGCAUAAAUGACUCCCCCGUUUCUUUCACGCGUCUUCUCUCUCUCUCUCUUUCUCUCUCUUUCUCUCUCGACCCCUCCUCUCACUGGAAAGGUAAACUUGUACACUUUAGUAUGCAGUAUGUACUGGUACGCCUAUGAACCAUGCAAAUCAUUUUGAUGUUAGGUUUAAAUGGUUUUCCUUCAAGUUUACAAAAAUGGAGAAAAAAAAAGAAAAAAAACAAGAGGUGCACCUUGUAUUUAAAAAAAGUACUAUUUUACCAUUUUCAUCCAGAGUCAGUUGUGCAUGCACAGUGUUCUGUGUUAAGGUUAUAUUCUAGUGGAAUGUGAGAAAGACUUAAAGGGCAAUGGACAGAGAUGAAUGUGCUGGGCAAAGUUAACAUUUUUUUUUUAAAGCGCAUUAUGGCUUUAAAUACUGUGUCAUAAAUGUGUGUGGGGGGGUGGGGGGGGGUACACGUUAAGUGCCAUACAAGACUGUACAUCUAACCCUAAAGUAUUACUUCUGCAGUGUUAAAGCAAUUGUCUGAUGCAACAUAAUUCAAAACUUGUUAAAGAUAGUAAAAUUGGACAGUGCCACAAACUUUGUAACUUUAUCAUACAUGCCAAAGCACUCUCCGAAAUGGCAUCUUCACUCCAGAAUGAAUAGUGUGUAGCACACAAUAAAUAAAAAUAUAAUUUUUUUUUAUAAAGGGAAGUCUUGCAGCCUACUACUAUUUCACUGACACACAUUAUUAAUAUCUACCAUAUAAUUAAUAUCUACCAACGUAAAUGAAAAUUAAAUAAAAUGAAUGUCAUAACCACACAUGGCCAAGAAGGAUUUUCCUUGAUGCAAGUUGGCCACACAGAUUGGCAGCAAGUCAACUCUUAAGGGAAAGAAACCUAUUUCCGCUAAUUGCCAAGCAAGGUGCCAUGCUUCAGAGAUUCGAAUAGGCGAGCCACGUUUGUGCAGUUUUAAUUUGCCCCAAUAUCUUUAUUUUACCCUCUGUCCAAGAAAACAGAACCAAAAGUCAAUUAAGACUAUAAAAAAAAAAGACUUUAUGGAGAUGGAAACUGGCUUUGUGCUGAAUGUCUCACUGCAGUCACGUGCGUACAUUAUAAAGGCAAACUAAAGAAAAGUGACUCUAAGCUAGAUACCGAACAAAGCACUGUCAUUAAGAUGCAUGUUAAAACCAAAAUAUUAAUGAAAUUUAAGAUGUUUGUUAAAAGUAGCACCGGGGUGGGAUAUGUAUCCGGGUGAAUUUUAUAUGUGAUUUUUUUCAAAUUAUUGCAUUUAGCCUUAGAAAGCCUUCAAGAAAAAAAACACAAAAAACAAAAACAAAAAAAAAGAACAUUAGUUGUGUACUUUUAAUGGGUUUAUCCAAAGGAAUUCCUUUAUUUUUUUCCCUUCCCCCCCCCAAUAGGAAUCUUUUCUCUUUCUUUUCUGCAGCUUGUUAAAGAGGUAGUUCAGCAAAAGGUGGAUCAACUGCUGUAGUGGGGCCAGGUUACUAGAAGUAUCCUCAUAAGAAUGGAAGAAGCGCAGGUUCGAUUCUAGAACUUUCCAUACUUCCUAGCUCACUGCAAGGGUUUUGUUUUUAGAUAGAACUUGAAAGGUGCGCUUAAUAGUUUUAAAAGGGGUUGUUGAGUUGAUUUUAUUGAUUGUACUGUACAUCUAUUAAAGCCUUAGAUUAUAUAUUACGGGUUGAAACCCAUUUUAAAUGUUACUUCAAACCUGUUAAGAACACAUAGCUGAUAGAAUUCAAUUGUUAUUCAAGUUACUUAACAUGCUAGGACUUUGCUUAUUUUUUUCCUCCUUUGUUUAAAUUUGUAGUUUCUUACAUAUAUUAAGAUUAGAUUUGUCUUUAUUUUUUAUUCCGUUUAAACAUAAGAUAUUGUUUUCAUAUUUUAGUUGGUAGAUUUCUUCUGUUUAUCAGAAUUCACUGAUAAAAAAAAUUUCCAAAAGUUUAUGACAAAAAAGAUUUUUUUUUUCUCCCCCUUCAUCCUUCAUAACGUACUCAUAACUUUGAUUUAACUGUAGUGUCAUUUAAUUAUUCAUAUUAGUAUAACAACUUAAAGGAUGAUUUAUAUUGUACUGACUUAUGAUUACGAGCAUCAGUCAUCGUUACUUCAGUCCUGUUUGCAUUCAGAGAACAAAGACCUUUUAUAUGGAAAUCUUACAAUGAUAUGUUUCAUUGUGAAGUAUGAAGUUAAGUUGUUGCUAUGGCAACAAUCCUGGCAGACAAAUGUGUAAUAUUUUAAUGAUUUACUUUGUUUGUAAUUAGUCAUUACGGAAAUCUCUAGUUCCUAGAUAUUAGAACUGAAAAUUAUUUUCUACUGUAACCAUUUGAAAAUAGUAAGAUAUUGUUUUCUGAGUAUACUUUGAUCUCCCUCUUCUGAAUAUCCAGACCUUCUUUAAAUAGAAGCUGCAUAAUCAAUAGAUCAAAGGAUUUUUUUAUGUCAUGAAUUCAAAUAUUAAUCAAAGCUUACUUAUAAGAAAAGAGAAUUAAUCUGAGUUGUGUGUGCAAACACUUGAGGGUUGAUUAUGCUGCAGUUUUAGAGAAAAAAAAAGUGAUCGGGCCUACGGGAAGAAAGUUGACUUUUUGCACUUCUGUACAUAGUCAAGAGAGGGAAACCUGUAAAAUAGUAAGAUCUUAUUUUGAAUAAAAAAAAAUGUCUAU